AUGCCUGGCGAAAAUUGUGCGUUUUAUGGCUGUCCAACGAGCCGAAAACAUGGAAUUUCGCUGUUUAAAAUACCGUCCGCUCGCGCAGACGAAAGCAAGGAAAUGUCUGAUUUGAAAAACAACACGAGACAAGCUUGGUUAAAUUUAAUUCUAAGAACCCGAGAAUCAACGCCAGAAUUGAAGAAAAGUAUAGAGGCAAAGAACAUCUACAUUUGUGAAAGACACUUCAAACCUGAAUGCAUUCUAACAUGUGAGUAUUAUUGUUUGCAUUUCGUGCGUCUUGUUAUAUUUACACUCGUGAUUGACUAGAACAAAGGGCUAUUCAUGCAUAUAAAAAUUUGCUCAUUGCUGUAUCUAAAUUUACUUUAAGAUCCAAAAAGAAAGGUCUUAGUAACUGGAAGCAAUCCCACUGAGAACUUGCCGACCAAAAGUCAUGACAAAGUUACGAAAGAGCGUCGAACUUUGGUGAGGGCCAGUGUUGCUGACACGCCAUCAACGUCCUCAUCCGAUGUAUCGCCGACAUUAACGCUCGAAGAUCUUCAGAAAUAUAUGAUCGGAAAGCAUAUUUUACCCUGGACGGUGAAAGCUCGUAACGAGGAAGGCGCGAAGUUCGAGUACUACGACGAGUCCCAUAGCAUCCCAAAAUUUACAAUAGGUGUAAAUGAAAGGUUAGAAUUUACUGUAUAUGUAUACAACUGGCCAAUUCCAGACAACCACAGUAUAUACCAAUUAGAAAGAAAGAAAUGCCUCAAAACCUUGGACGAUGCCAUAGAAAUGCUAAAGUUUGUCACAAAUUCUAACCUUUGUGAAAGCUUACCACAAGAUCAUGAUGUUGUUAGAACUGUAGCAGUUGAUCCAACUUGGAAUGAAAAGUUGUCCCACUUCACUCAGUCCACUGUUAUUCGACAUUCUGUUCCCAAAUCGAUUUGUGAUACCCAUUUUCAGUCAGAUGUGACAUUUCGUUCCCCAAAUUGCAAUGUUAUUUUGGACAACAUUUCAAAAGAACAGUGCAAACCAUGCUCCAUGACCAGUAGUACCUUAAAGAAAUCAGAAGCUAGAAAGAGAAAGGUUUCCUCAGUCCCAGCAAAAAGUAAAGCCUCUCUUGCUGCCUGUGGCCCAGAAAAGCUGGUAGCAACUGUUAAAGCGUCCCGCAUACAGUGCAAGCAGUUGGAGGACAAAGUCAGACUGCUGGAGGAAAGAAUUGAAAAAGACGGGGUAGGAAUUAGUGAUGCUCUUGAAAAUGACAUUCUAAAAAUUAUGGGAGGACAGAAUCUAGAAUGUACUCCUCACAUGAAGUUUUUUUGGGAGCAGCAGAUGAAACUGUUGCAAACUCGAAAAAUGGGAAGACGAUACCACCCACAAGUUAUUCGCUUUGCAUUGUCUUUGCAUGGCAAGUCUGCAGCUGCGUACAGAGAAUUACAAGAGAGUGGAGCUUUGAUUUUGCCCAGUGAGAGAGUUCUUCGUGAUUACAAGAACUAUUUUAAGCCUAAAGCUGGCAUAAAUUUGGAGAACAUUGAGUCUUUACGUGAGAAAGCUGCCGCAUUAACAGGCAUUCAACGAUAUCUGGUGUUGGUGAUGGAUGAGAUGAAAAUCCAGUUUAACCUCGUCUUUGACAAGUAUUCUGGUGAGUUGAUUGGGUUUGUUGAUCUUGGGGACCCAAUGACUAAUUAUGCCAGCCUCGGUGAAGAAGAUGUAAUGGCAACUCAUGCACUUGCAUUUUUGGUAAGAGGAAUGUGCAGUGACAUCAACCAUGUCAUCGCAUAUUAUUUUACCGAAAAUGUUACCUCCAACCAGAUAAUGUCCAUGUUCUGGAAAGUUGUAGGAGUGCUUGAGUUGUCAUUAAACCUCUGGGUCAUUGCCGCAGUCAACGAUGGAGCAUCCCCUAAUCGUAAGUUCUUUGAACUCCAUUCCCAGUAUGUGAAUGACUCGGACUGUGAUGUUGUUUACAAGGUAAACAAUAUUUUUGCCACAACUCGCUUCAUCUACUUUUUUGCUGAUGCCUGCCAUUUAAUGAAGACUGCCCGGAAUUGCUUAUACAACUCGGGUUCAGGUUCUUGCAGUCGUCUGAUGUGGAACAAUGGCAGAUACCUGAUGUUCAAACACAUUGCUGACCUUUUCUACAGUGACCAGGAAUUUGCCUUGCACACAUUGCCAAAGCUGUCACUGGAUCAUAUAGUCCUCACUUCAUACAGCAAAAUGAAGGUGAAGUUAGCAACGCAAGUUCUUAGUCAGUCGGUUGCAACAGCAUUGGAAGAAAAAGAUGACGAGGAUGUUCUUGGUACAGCUGAAUUUUGUAAGAUGAUGAAUGAUUUCUUCGACUGCACAAAUGUUAGGUCAUUGACUGAGCAUGUUAGAAGAAGAAAUCAUUUCAUCAAACCUUACACUUCCCAAGAUGAUGAGAGAUUUGCUUGGUUGAAGGAUGUCUUCCUGCAAUAUUUGGAAAAGUGGAGAGAGAGCAUCAUGCAACGAGAGGGAGUCUACACUGCUGAUGAAAGGGGUAAGAUGUUUCUUUCGCUACAAACUUACAAAGGCCUCACGAUUUAUGUCCACUCACACAUUGAGGCUAUUCAGUUUUUGCUUGCUGAAGGGUUCAAGUAUGUAUUGAGUGAGCGUUUUAUGCAAGAUGUGCUGGAAGAUUACUUCGGACACCAGAGAGCAAAAGGUGGACGUGCAGACAACCCAACGGCACAGCAGUUUGGGUACAAUGACUUGACCAUUGCGGCCCAGAGAGAUAUUGCCCCCAGUAUUGAGAGGCAAUGUUGGUGGAAGAUACGAGAAGCAGAAGUGGAGUCAAGUCAGUGA
This is a messenger RNA of Paramuricea clavata, 2802 nucleotides long. Lineage: Eukaryota; Metazoa; Cnidaria; Anthozoa; Malacalcyonacea; Plexauridae. The record is from the annotation of a GenBank genome assembly.